This is a messenger RNA of Peniophora sp. CBMAI 1063, 1305 nucleotides long. The record is from the annotation of a GenBank genome assembly. NCBI's taxonomy places the organism in Eukaryota, Fungi, Basidiomycota, Agaricomycetes, Russulales, Peniophoraceae.
AUGCCCGUCUCUGCCAAGAUCUGGCGCCCUUCACCAUCGGCUGCAGAAGAUGAACACACGUUCGAGGUUGAAGGGCAGGACGCAACGCUGAAGAUCUGGGGUGAAGAUGUACUCAAGACUGUAGAAGCCGAGUUGGCACAUUUGGACGGGGAAUUGCGCCAGCUGAAUCUUGACAUACACGGGCACCCCGAACUCAAGUUCGAGGAACAUUACGCACACGAUGCCCUGACGCGCUUUAUGCGCGAACAUGGCUUCGAGGUUGAAGAGCAUUUCCAUCUCCCUACUGCAUGGCGCGCAACAUACAGUUAUGGUCAAGGUGGUCGCACACUUGGUGUCAACUCAGAGAUGGACGCCCUUCCCGGUAUAGGUCACGCCUGCGGUCAUAACCUGAUCGCAACCGCUGGCGUAGCCGUUGCUCUUGCCGCCGCAAAGGCCAUUCAAGUACACGACAUCCCGGGUAAAGUCGUUCUUCUGGGAACACCAGCCGAAGAGGGUGGCUCAGGUAAAGAGUUACUCUUGCGAGCUGGAGCUUUUGGUGGAAUGGACGUUUGCGUCAUGUGCCACCCUGCUCCAGGACCGGUGAACGGGGCCUCACUAUCAUCUUGCCUGGCAGUUGAGCGACUAGUCACGGAGUACCAUGGCGCUACGACGCACGCGGCACUUUCACCCUGGGAGGGUCGCAACGCUCAGGACGCAGCGGUCACUGCGUACACGAGCAUGUCAAUGUUGCGACAGCAAGUGAAACCUAGCCAUCGCAUACACGGGAUCAUCGAGGGCCGUGAUUGGGCGCCGAACGUCAUCCCCGACUACGCCAAGCUAACCAUCUAUUCGCGGGCACCUUCCAAGGCCGAGGUUGCCGAACUGGCACCUCGCGUCAAGUCUUGCUGUGCUGCUGGCGCCUUGGCCUCGGGAACGGAUGCCAAAUACACCUCUCCGUCACCACCCACAUUCGACCUUCGACAGAAUGCCGCGCUCGGCAACGUUUUCGCCGAUAUCUUUCGCAAGCAUUACGGGCCGAUUGAUCGAGUAUUCGGUAUCUCUAAUGCGAGUACGGACUUCGGAAAUGUCACCUACGCGCUGCCCGGCUUACAUCCCGGAUUUUCCAUCCCUACUGAGCCAUUGGGCAGUAAUCACACGGCGUCAUUCACUCGCAUGGCCGCCACGCCUGAGGCACAUGCAGCGACGAUCCGCAUCGCGGGCGCGUUGGCGGUGACCGGCGUGAGGGUGCUCAAGGACGAUGCGUUCUAUGUAGAUGUGUUGAAGACAUUCGAGGAGGACAAGAAGAAGCGCGACCUAUUGGGAUAG